Molecule: messenger RNA, 1095 nt
Organism: Sphenostylis stenocarpa
Lineage: Eukaryota; Viridiplantae; Streptophyta; Magnoliopsida; Fabales; Fabaceae
Source: the annotation of a GenBank genome assembly
AUGACCAAGAUAUUUGUGUUGCUACUGUGUCUGAUCUUUGCAGCUUCUGGCUUUGUCAAUUGCUCUGUUGUUGAGAGGGAAAAGAUAAGAAUAUUUCAGCUCAAGAAAGGUCAUCUUUCUUUGAAGGUCACUAACUGGGGUGCAUCAAUCUUGUCCCUUCUGCUUCCUGAUAGAAAUGGAAAGUUGGGUGAUGUUGUACUCGGAUACGAUUCUGUUAAGGAUUACACGAAUGAUUCAACGUACUUCGGUGCUACUGUUGGCCGCGUUGCUAACAGAAUUGGAGGGGCUCAGUUUACUCUAAAUGGAACCCAUUACAAAUUAGUUGCUAAUGAAGGGAACAACACACUUCAUGGUGGAGCCAGAGGAUUUAGUGACGUUCUUUGGAAAGUGGAAAGGUAUCAAAACGAAGGUCCAAAUCCUAGUAUCACUUUCAGUUACCAUAGUGUUGAUGGUGAAGAAGGAUUUCCUGGUGAUGUGAUAGUAACUGUGAGCUACAUUCUAACUGGGAAAAAUCAGUUGGUUAUACUCAUGAAAGGAAAAGCUCUAAACAAGCCAACUCCAGUGAACUUGGCCAACCAUGCUUACUGGAACCUAGGAGGCCAUAACAGUGGCAACAUUCUGAAUGAGGUUGUACAGAUCUUUGGUUCACAAAUCACAGUUGUUGACAGCAAACUCAUUCCUACAGGCAAAUUUGCUUCUGUGAAAGGAACAGCUUAUGAUUUCCUUAAGCCACAAAUAAUUGGAAGCAGGAUCAACCAGCUGGCUGAAACCAAAGGUUAUGACAUCAAUUAUGUGUUGGAUGGUGAGAAGGGCAAAAAGACCAAAUUAGCAGCUAUAGUGCAAGAUAAGAAAUCUGGAAGAGUGUUGGAGCUGUACACAAAUGCUCCUGGUUUGCAGUUUUACACUGGUAACUAUGUCAAGGAUUUAAAGGGGAAAGGUGGAUAUGUGUACAAUUCUCAUGCAGGACUAUGUUUGGAGACUCAAGCCUUCCCUGAUUCAGUGAAUCAUCCUAAUUUCCCUUCAACAAUUGUAACCCCAAGAAAGCCCUACAAGCAUUAUAUGUUUUUCAAAUUUUCCACCAAAACUCAGUAUUAA